AAAGCCGAACUUUUAGCCAACACGCAAACCAUAAGACAGCUCAAAGAUAGUUUAGAAGUUGAAAGAACUUGUCGAACAGAAGCUGAUCAAGAAGUCAUAAAUUUGUCUAAGGAAAUUGAAGAUUUAUCAACUUCGUUAUUUAGCGAGGCCAAUAAUAUGGUGGUGGACGCUAGAAGAGAAACAGAAUCUAUUGACAAGAAAAACACUAUAUUAGUUAAUGAAAUCAAAGAAAAGGAC
Ascoidea rubescens DSM 1968 is the source of this 237-nucleotide messenger RNA. RefSeq names its product the rab Gtpase Sec4p, the Sec2p Gef Domain, and phosphate complex. Gene Ontology annotation, biological process: exocytosis. Gene Ontology annotation, cellular component: cell tip; Golgi to plasma membrane transport vesicle. The annotation marks the transcript as partial. The transcript has a single exon. Gene Ontology annotation, molecular function: guanyl-nucleotide exchange factor activity. The record is from RefSeq and is a predicted model, not a curated record. Lineage: Eukaryota; Fungi; Ascomycota; Saccharomycetes; Ascoideales; Ascoideaceae.